This is a messenger RNA of Yarrowia lipolytica CLIB122, 810 nucleotides long. RefSeq lists its product as uncharacterized. The record is from RefSeq and is a predicted model, not a curated record. Lineage: Eukaryota; Fungi; Ascomycota; Dipodascomycetes; Dipodascales.
AUGUCUAAAAUUUCACGAAAAGAGUUAUUUGGAGGCGGGAGCGACAGCGAGGGCGAAGUUGGAAACUCGUCGUAUGCAGGCUACGAGAAUCUGUUUGCGUUCGAGGAGGUUGAGGUCGAGAAUGAUGACACUGAUUCGGACCAGGAGAUGACGGUGGUUGAGGUCUCAGAAGCUGUUGAGGGAGACGAUGGCUCGGAGUCUGAGGAGGCUCCCGAGUUCACAUUCAAUCUGUUUUCUGGCGCGCCCGAAACGGUUGUUGUCAAGGACGUGAAGCCUGUGUUUGAGGGGUUUGUGGAUGAGGGCACUGCCAGUAUUGGUCGGGCCAAGGAGAAGUUCAACGACGAGUAUGCUGCUGCUGCGCGCAACAAGUUUCGUCCCUUGGCGUACUACUUUACGUUUGCAGAGCCCGAGCCCAAGAAGCAGGAUCUGGUAGCCCAGUUUCGAGAUAUGGCUGUGGACGCAGAUUCCGUCCUCAAGGUGGGCGGGUACCAUCGGUAUGAUGUUCCUAGCAAGGUGCUGGACGUAAGCGCUCAUAAUGCCGAAGUGGAGAAGAGUGAGCGACGGGCCCGACCGGGCAAGAAGCGACGGCAGAAGAUGCGCGAGGGCAAGGUGCACAAGAGUGACGACUUUGGCACUCGAGAGUACGGAGCCAGCCGGCAGUAUGGAGGAGGUGUGUUCGAGUAUGGAGGGUCUGGUAUUAAUAUGUUUCCUUUAGGUCAGAGAGGCGGUUUCAGAGGUGGUCGGGGAGGUGGCCGAGGCCGGGGAGGUGUCAGAGGACGAGGUGGAAGAGGUAGAGGUCGGGGAAACUAA